Messenger RNA from Dichotomopilus funicola, 495 nucleotides. RefSeq lists its product as uncharacterized. The transcript has a single exon. The record is from RefSeq and is a predicted model, not a curated record. NCBI's taxonomy places the organism in Eukaryota, Fungi, Ascomycota, Sordariomycetes, Sordariales, Chaetomiaceae. The coding region runs from base 1 to 495 and encodes 164 amino acids.
AUGUUGUUUCUCAACACCAAAUUUCUGGCCCUUGCGGCCCUGGCUACCACAGCCCUCUCGGCCCCUACCACACCAUUAUCUGCGCGCGCCGACUAUUCUCCCGUAACAGACGACGAUUACUGCGGCGAGGCUGCGGUCCUCCAUUACGCCUACGGCAACUCGGCCCCACUCGCCUCCGACUGCACGGCCCUUUACCAAAAGAACCCCGGUCCGGGCCGAUGGGCGAUCUCGUCCGCCGAAACACAAUCCCGGAAGGCGUCGGCCGACGGAUGGACACGCUUGGCGAGCAGCGGGACCUGCGCCUUUGAGGUGCGGCUCGCGCAGCCCGACGUGGUGGACUAUCAGUUUGGAACGAAUGAUCUACGGUUCUACAUUCGCGGGUAUGCGGGUGCCGGGCAGGCGCAAGAUGGGCGGGUGGCUGCCUCAAGCACGGUUUUGUGUGGUCGGGAUCAGGGAGGGCAGGCUGCGGUGGAGUGGAGGGUAGCACAUGCUUAA